Messenger RNA from Cyprinus carpio (common carp), 2520 nucleotides. Its product is annotated as proline-rich protein 35-like. NCBI's taxonomy places the organism in Eukaryota, Metazoa, Chordata, Actinopteri, Cypriniformes, Cyprinidae. Bases 370 to 2403 code for a protein of 677 amino acids. The transcript is spliced from 4 exons. The record is from RefSeq and is a predicted model, not a curated record.
GUGUGUAUGAGUGUGUGUGUGUGUGCGCAUGCAUCGCUCUCCCCUCAUAAAACACUUGAACGCACAUUACCGGCCGCCUCUGGAACGGAACAUGACACAGACGCGCAGCAGAUCCUUCAUCAACAGUCAAAUUGAGAAAACUUCACGCGUCAUGAUCCAACUCAUUCUGUUGAACUACUGUGGAGCGGAAAUCUGAUGGCUGCGCUCCCACAUGAUCCCACUCCUGACCAAACACAAGCUUACAAGUUCACACACACACAAUUCAUCCUACAAACGCACACUCAAUGCAAACCUGUCCAUAAACACACAAGCUCCUCAGAAAUCCAGCUUUGAGAGAAACACGUUUUGGGACCGUUUUCAUAUCGCACCAUGUCGAAGGAAGACUGUAAGUUGGGCUGUAAAUACAAGGAACGCAAGCCCAAAAAGCCGCACUAUAUUCCGAGGCCUUGGGGCAAACCCUACAACUACAAAUGCUUCCAGUGUCCAUUCACAUGCAUGGAGAAAUCACACCUGUACAACCACAUGAAGUACAGCCUGUGCAAGAACUCCCUGUCAUUGCUCAUCGAGUCCGACUGGCCGUAUAAAAAAGAGCAGCUCCGGCUCCAGCAGGGAAGCGUUUGCUCACGUAGCCCAGCUAAGGCUCACUCAGAGUGGGUCGCGAUGUCAGAUGAGCCCUCGCAUUCAGCGGCGAGUCUGGAGGAGGGUGAGAAAGGAGAAUCUGAAAGAGAAACGGAGAAAGACGAAGAGGUUGUGGAGACCAAUGCAUCGACGGUUAUGAGUCCCAAAUCUGCAGAGACGUGUUCAAGAGGAAGCAAACUAUCAAAGCAAGAAGCUGAACUCGUGAUGGCCGACGUGUUCUCGCUUGAGGAGCAACUUUUGCGAGCACGAUCGGUUGAGGUAGAGUCAAAACUAAGACACUAUAGAUUGUCCAAAACAUGUCUGUCUGGACCGGCGGCGUUGCUUUCGGAGCAAUGGCGCAUCUUAAGCAACCAGAUGUCUGGUGCGAAGCCCAAAUCGGAUCCGGUGGCGUCUUCUAUGCCUUGUUAUCCUCCAACGGUGUCAACGGGUCAAAUCGAAUGUCCUGAGACGCCGGGUUUCAAUCUGUCUUUGCUUGGCAUUGGAUACCCGUUGGCUCCAGGACUCCUUUCUUACCUAAAUCCAGCACUUAGCUUACCUGCGAGGAGUACAGCGAAUACAAGCGCACCACUGCCGUUCCUGGCAUCAACCCAUGCACAAAGACACACAGAGCGUCCUUUACUUCCUCCUCACUUGUAUUACCCUUUCCUGUGCGAGCACACUUUCGGAGUGCCGUCUUCCUCAACGUCCUCCGAGACAGGAAAGCUUAUCAAACCACCAACCGCAAGCCUGCCGCCCCCUUCGUACCCUCCCAAACUCAACCUGUGGAAGGUCCCGGCCCUCCGGCCCACAUCCUCACCUGCGGCUUGGGCGUCUCCCACCAGUUCCUCCCCUGAACCGAGCCACAGCGUAAAGGAGAGGAUACUUUCGAGGGAAGGGAACAGCGCCUGGACGCGGGAUGUCUCCAUCAGAGAGCAAAGUCUGAAGAGGACAGUGGCGUCCUUGGACUCCCAUGAUGCACCAGGAGAGAAGAAACCAGCUCUUGAGUUUGCCCUCGACUCUCUGAAAAAUGUUCACAAAUCUACGUCCAUCGCCUCCUUGAUGUCCAGCAGGCUCCCCAAGCACAACAGCCCCCGCAGUGAUGUCUCGUCCCCGCCGCAUAUGUCUGAACAGCUGGAGGCGAGACAGAGAGAAAUGGAGAGAGACGUGGACCCUGCAGCUGCGCUCCUGCAGGACUUCAGCACAUUACUAAAGGAGUACCAGAACACAGAGCAGUGUGUCUCGUCUCUGCCGGAGCAGUGCCACCUGUGGGCGCACCUGGGAAAGAUCCGGUCAGAGCUGUCGCAUAUUCAACAGGCACUGGAGCACACGGCCCGCUCCAACGAAGGGCCGCUCGAUCUAUCCGUCAAGAAAGACCCAGCAGGAAUCACAAACAUCGCCGGAGACAUUCUAGAAGAAAAAAAAGACACAGGAGAUGAAAACUGCUCUGAGAUGGAAGACGACGAGGAAGAAGAGGAUGGGAAAUACCACAGAGAUGCAGUGGAACGAGGAAGCUGUGCUAAAGAAAGGCAGAAGUGCUCUCUGGACGCGCUAACGAAACUGAAUCCAUCCCAGCUGCCCGUGGUGAAGACAGAGGUGCUGUCUGACGGUGGACUGACGAUUCGACCCGGGACGGCUGAAGCUCUGUGGCCCAGCAGAACCACGAAGUGUGAAGCCGACUCAAGUGUCCUUCUCUGCUCCAAAACACCCAACAGACCUCCGUCCAUUCAACAUCUGGACACGCUUUGUCCGACCAGCCCCUUAACAGCCACCGACACAAUGGUGUAGCAAACAUGAAGAAGAAAAAUAAACAAGAGCUUACAUCAUUUACAUAUUUACACUGCAAGACAAAUAUCUGGACACACUUGACUGAAUUCAAGUUUCUUUUUUUUAAAUAAAUUGAAA